ACAGUUCAAAGAACCCGCUCCAACUCUUUCUCCGCCGGGAGCCCCCUCAACUCCAAAUUACGACAACGCACUCCAAAAUCCGGGUUAUCCUCCACCACCAUACCAACCGUCAUCGCCUCCACCCCCAUACCAGCCAUCAUCACCUCCACCCCCAUACCAACCUGCACCAAGCUACGUGCCUCAUAACAUUCUGGUUGGUCCGCAAACUCCAAACCCGAUGCCUUGCACAAUGGCUCAACCAGUUCAGGUGCCUUAUCAGGCACAACAUUACGCAACGACUUUCGGCCCUUACCCGAUGCAAUAUCCUUCGCCGACAACUUCAGUGAUGGCUCCGAUGAUCCCAAUUCCCUUCGCUGGACAACAACCAAUGUAUAUCUACCCAUCUCCCGUAGUUCAGGCGAGACAGGAAUCAAGUCGACCGGAGGCACAAGAACGCGUUGUAGUGGUUCCAUCGCAGCCUGCUGACAGAGGAGGUGGACUACUUGGAAGUGCAGCAGUCGGUGUUGCCUCUGGAAUGGCUGGAAGUCUCCUUGGUAGAGCACUGUUCGGAGGAUGGGGUGGAUACGGUUGGGGCGGUGGGUGGGGGCACGGAUACCAUGCUCCGAUGCAAAUCUUCAAUCAAACGACAGUUUACGAUAACGACACGUACUAUGGCGCAGCAGACGGAUAUGACGACUUUGUGGCUGAUGAAGCGGACUUCAUGGACUACGACUCAUAG
Messenger RNA from Opisthorchis viverrini, 718 nucleotides. RefSeq lists its product as hypothetical. Lineage: Eukaryota; Metazoa; Platyhelminthes; Trematoda; Opisthorchiida; Opisthorchiidae. The record is from RefSeq and is a predicted model, not a curated record. The annotation marks the transcript as partial. The transcript has 3 exons.